GUUUCUUCUUCUCGCGCUCCGGCGACGCCGCGACCAUGCCGUCGUGGCCGAACAGCAACGAGAUGUCGGACGACGAUGACGAGUACAUGAGCGAGCUCAACAGCAUGCAGAUGGAGUACUUUCAAACUCCUGACACUGUGAUAGACCCUAGUUUCUGUGGGCUUGUGACUGAAUCUGACAGAAGGUGCAUCCUGCACAGGCAGAGGGCGGGCAAGUUUGUGGCAUUUGAAGGCAUUGACACUGGCAGGAGAUUCAUAGGAUGUGCUACUGAGGAUGGUGUGAACUGUGGUGUUCUGGAGUGGGUAGAUGCCCCCUGGCCUGUAAUUCUGCAAAGGUGCUUAAGCAAGCUCUGGGAUAUGUAUCAUGAGCAGAACCUUGGUAGAGCCCAGGAUAAUGAGGCUCAUGGGAUAGAGGUUGCAAAACUGCAGAAGGAGCUUGAUUCUCUGGCCAAUCAGUAUAGCCAGCUGGUGGAUGAUGUGUCCAAGUUGUUUGAUUUUCAGGAUGGAAUCAAAUCUCAUGACAUGGAUUGCACAAGCCAGGCAAUCAAUGAACUGAAGGAGAAGAAGAAGCAACUUGAGGAGCAGGCAAAGAUUGAGCUUCAAAUGGAGAAGCUUAAGCUCAAGAAAGAACAAAGGUGCAUCCUUCAGAGUCAAGCUGAUAUAAUCCAAAACACAAGGAAGGCCAUGAAGGAGCUAGAGGUGGAGAAAGAUCUCCUUAAAGAAGAGAAGAAGAAGCUGGAGAAUGUCAUUGCUGAGCUCCUUAAGGUUGGUCAUGGGUGCAAGGAAAAGUUGGACAAGAUAAAGGAAGUUGUGAUGGAGGAGUGAAGUGGCAGCUCUGGAUGGUAAGUAUAUAUGAGGCCUAUAUAUAUAAUUGGCCUAGGAAUGAUCAGUCUGAUGCAAAUAUGCCCUGAUCUACCUAUGAACUACCUUUGAACUACCUAAGAACUGUAAUGGGUUCAGAUCAUUUUGGUUGGUGUGGGGGUGGUGUUUGCCCUGAUCUGUACUGCCCAAAUAUUAUCCUGAUGCUGAGAACUGGUGCUAAGUUAAGUUAAGAACUAAAUUAUCUAAGUCUGAUGUAGUUUAUUUGUGUGUGUUGUAUCAUA
Aegilops tauschii subsp. strangulata is the source of this 1102-nucleotide messenger RNA. RefSeq lists its product as uncharacterized. NCBI's taxonomy places the organism in Eukaryota, Viridiplantae, Streptophyta, Magnoliopsida, Poales, Poaceae. The record is from RefSeq and is a predicted model, not a curated record.